UAUUUUGAAUUCUUUCCAUAUGAUAAAUGGUCACUUGCUCAUUUUGUCUCUCAUGUAAUCGAUAAUUACCAAAAUGCUGAUAAAAGAAUGGCUCAUCGUAUGUUCUAUAUUACUUUAAAUACUAUCAAAGAGGAUCCACACACGUUAAAAGAAGUUGGCAAUAUUGUUCAAGAAAUUUUGAAAAAUAAAAAU
Molecule: messenger RNA, 192 nt
Organism: Entrophospora candida
Lineage: Eukaryota; Fungi; Glomeromycota; Glomeromycetes; Entrophosporales; Entrophosporaceae
Source: the annotation of a GenBank genome assembly